This is a messenger RNA of Sphaeramia orbicularis (orbiculate cardinalfish), 5847 nucleotides long. Its product is annotated as myosin-2-like. The transcript has 38 exons. NCBI's taxonomy places the organism in Eukaryota, Metazoa, Chordata, Actinopteri, Kurtiformes, Apogonidae. The coding region runs from base 1 to 5847 and encodes 1948 amino acids. Gene Ontology annotation, cellular component: myosin filament; cytoplasm; myosin II complex. Gene Ontology annotation, molecular function: actin filament binding; microfilament motor activity; ATP binding. The record is from RefSeq and is a predicted model, not a curated record.
AUGAGCGCAGAUGGGGAGAUGUCGAUCUUUGGGCCGGCCGCUCAAUACCUCCGUAAAUCUGAGAAGGAGCGGACGGAGGCGCAGACUCGGCCCUUCGAUGGAAAGACGGCGUGUUUCAUCACUGACGAUAAGGAGCUGUACACCAAAGCUGAGAUCCAGGACAAGGUGGAUGGCAAAGUGACGGUGAAGACGGCGGACGACAGAACUGUGACCGUCAAGGAGGACCAAGUGUUUCCCAUGAAUCCCCCAAAGUUCGAUAAGAUCGAGGACAUGGUGAUGAUGACGCACCUCCACGAGCCAGCGGUGCUGUUCAACCUGAAGGAGCGCUACGCCGCCUGGAUGAUCUACACCUACUCUGGGCUCUUCUGUGUGACUGUGAAUCCCUACAAGUGGCUUCCAGUUUACAACCCUGAGGUGGUCCAGGCCUACAGAGGCAAGAAGAGGAUGGAGGUCCCCCCUCACAUCUUCGCCCUGUCAGACAACGCCUACCAGUUCAUGCUCACCGAUCGUGAGAAUCAGUCGAUCCUCAUCACUGGAGAAUCCGGUGCAGGGAAAACUGUCAACACCAAACGUGUGAUCCAGUAUUUUGCAACAAUUGCAAUGUCUGCAGACAAGAAAAAGGACGCAAACAGUAAGAUGAAGGGGACUCUGGAGGAUCAGAUCAUCCAGGCCAACCCGCUACUGGAGGCUUUUGGAAACGCCAAGACCGUGAGGAAUGACAACUCAUCCCGCUUUGGUAAAUUUAUUCGUAUUCACUUUGGCACAACAGGGAAACUGGCAUCUGCAGACAUUGAAACAUAUCUACUUGAGAAAUCCAGAGUAACGUUUCAACUGGCUGCUGAGAGGAGCUAUCACAUCUUUUAUCAGCUUACUUGCAACAGGAAGCCUGAGCUGAUUGAUCUGCUCCUCAUCACCACCAACCCCUACGACUUUGCCUUCAUCAGUCAGGGGGAAAUCAGCGUCAAAAGCAUAAACGAUGCUGACGAGUUAAUGGCGACAGAUGAGGCCUUUGAUAUUCUGGGGUUCACCGCCGAGGAGAAAGUUUCUGUCUACAAGCUGACUGGUGCUGUGAUGCAUUAUGGGAACAUGAAGUUCAAGCAGAAGCAGCGGGAGGAGCAGGCGGAGCCCGACGGCACCGAGGUGGCAGAUAAAGCAGCCUAUCUGAUGGGCCUAAACUCUGCUGAUCUGCUGAAAAAUCUCUGCUAUCCCAGAGUGAAGGUGGGAAAUGAGUACGUGACCAAAGGACAGAAUGUUCAACAGGUGUACAACUCCAUCGGCGCCCUUGCAAAGUCUGUGUACGAGAAGAUGUUUUUGUGGAUGGUGGUUCGCAUCAACCAGCAGCUGGACACCAAACAGCCCAGGCAGCACUUCAUCGGAGUCCUCGACAUCGCUGGCUUUGAGAUCUUUGACUUCAACAGCAUGGAGCAGCUCUGCAUUAACUUCACCAACGAGAAGCUGCAGCAGUUUUUCAACCACCACAUGUUUGUUCUGGAGCAAGAAGAAUACAAGAAGGAAGGGAUCGACUGGGAGUUCAUCGACUUUGGGAUGGACCUGGCAGCCUGCAUUGAGCUCAUAGAGAAGCCGAUGGGCAUCUUCUCCAUCCUUGAGGAGGAGUGCAUGUUCCCAAAGUCCACAGAUACGUCUUUCAAGAACAAACUGUACGACCAGCAUCUGGGCAAGAACAACUGCUUCCUGAAGCCGAAAACAGUCAAAGGUAAACCAGAGGCUCACUUCUCCCUGAUGCACUACGCCGGCAACGUGGACUACAACAUCAGCGGCUGGUUGGAGAAGAACAAAGACCCCCUGAAUGAGUCUGUGGUCCAGCUCUACCAGAAGUCAUCAGUUAAAAUUCUCUCCAUGCUCUACGCCAGCUUCUCCGGAUCAGACGACGCUGCUGCUGGAGGAACCAAGAAAGGAACCAAGAAGAAGGGAGCAUCUUUCCAGACGGUAUCAGCUUUGUUCAGGGAGAAUCUGGGGAAGCUCAUGACCAACCUGAGAACAACUCAUCCUCACUUUGUUCGCUGUUUGAUUCCAAAUGAGACAAAAACACCAGGUGUGAUGGAAAACUCCCUGGUCAUCCAUCAGCUGCGAUGUAACGGUGUGUUGGAGGGAAUCCGCAUCUGUAGGAAAGGAUUUCCCAGCAGAAUAAUCUAUGGAGACUUCAAACAAAGAUACCGGAUUCUUAAUGCCAGCGCCGUUCCAGAAGGACAGUUCAUGGACAACAAAAAGGCUGCAGAGAAGCUGCUGGGCUCCAUCGAUGUGGAUCACACCCAGUACAAGUUUGGACACACUAAGGUGUUUUUUAAAGCCGGUCUAUUGGGGGCUUUGGAGGAAAUGAGAGACGAGCGUUUAGCCCAGGUCGUCACGUCCACUCAGGCUCUGUGUCGCGCCUACCUCGUCCGCCUCGAGUACCAGAAGAUGGUGGCCAGAAAGGAGGCGAUCUACACCAUCCAGUAUAACUUCCGUUCCUUCAUGAAUGUGAAACACUGGCCGUGGAUGAAGCUGUACUUUAAGCUCAAGCCUCUCCUAAAGAGCGCCGAAGCUGAAAAGGAAAUGGCUCAGAUGAAGGUGGAUUUUACAAAGUUGAAGGAAGAUCUGGCCAAAUCUGAAAACCGGCGCAGGGAGCUUGAAGAGAAAAUGGUCUCUGUUGUCCAAGAGAAGAAUGAUCUUCUGCUUCAAGUCCAGGCUGAAGCAGACAAUCUCCUGGACGCCGAAGAAAGAUGUGAAGGACUCAUCAAAAGUAAGAUCCAGCUGGAGGCCAAGCUGAAGGAGGUGACGGAACGACUGGAGGAUGAGGAGGAGGUGAACGCCGAGCUGACCGCCAAGAAGAGGAAACUGGAAGACGAGUGCUCAGAGCUAAAGAGGGACAUUGAUGAUCUGGAGCUCACCUUGGCCAAAGUGGAGAAGGAGAAACACGCCGUGGAGAACAAGGUGAAAAACCUGAUUGAAGAAAUCAUGAGUCAAGAUGAGAACAUCACCAAACUGUCCAAAGAGAAGAGGGCACUGCAGGACGCCCAUCAGCAGGUGUUAGAUGACCUUCAGUCCGAGGAGGAGAAGAUCAAUGCCCUGACCAAAGCCAAGACCAAACUGGAGCAGCACGUGGACGAGCUGGAAGGUUCACUGGAGCAAGAGAAGAAGAUCCGCAUGGACCUGGAGAGAGCCAAGAGGAAGCUGGAGGGGGAUCUGAAACUGGCUCAAGAGUCCAUCAUGGACCUGGAAAACGAGAAGCAGCAGCUGGAUGAAAAACUAAAAAAGAAAGACUUCGAGUUGUCACAGUUUCAGACUAAGGUUGAAGACGAGCAGGCACUGGGUGUACAGCUGCAGAAGAAGAUUAAAGAACUUCAGGCCCGGAUCGAGGAGCUGGAAGAGGAGAUCGAGUCCGAACGCUCGUCUCGGGCCAAAGUAGAGAAGCAGAGGUGUGAUGUGUCGCGGGAGCUGGAGGAGAUCAGUGAGCGUCUGGAGGAGGCCGGAGGAGCCACUGCUGCUCAGAUCGAGAUGAACAAGAAGAGAGAGGCUGAGUUUCUCAAACUACGAAGGGAGCUGGAGGAGAGUUCACUGCAACACGAGGCCACAUCCGCCACUUUACGCAAGAAACAUGCCGACAGCGUGGCUGAACUGGGAGAGCAGCUGGACAACCUCCAAAGAGUCCGACAGAAGCUGGAGAAGGAGAAGAGUGAGAUGAGGCUAGAGAUGGACGACUUAGCCAGCAACAUGGACAGCAUGGCCAAGUCCAAGAUUAAUCUGGAGAAAAUGUGCCGCUCACUUGAAGAUCAACUGAAUGAGGCCAAAACCAAAGAAGAAGAGAACCACAGAUUAAUAAAUGACCUUUCAAGCCAGAAAGCUCGGCUACAGACUGAAAAUGCUGAAAUGUCUCGGCAGCUGGAGGAGAAAGAGUCUUUAAUGUCACAGCUCAGUCGUGGAAAACAGGCCUUUAUUCAGCAGGUCGAGGAGCUGAAGAGGCUUCAUGAUGAGGAAGUGAAGGCUAAAAACGCCCUGGCACACAGUUUGCAGUCCUCCCGUCAUGACUGUGAGCUGUUACGAGAACAGUAUGAGGAGGAGCAGGAGGCUAAAGCCGAACUCCACCGCUGCCUGUCCAAAGCCAACAGCGAGGUGGCUCAGUGGAGAACCAAAUAUGAGACGGACGCCAUCCAACGCACAGAGGAGCUGGAAGAGGCAAAGAAGAAGCUGGCACUGCGUCUGCAGGAGGCAGAAGAAGCCGUGGAGGCAGUGAACUCCAAGUGUUCGUCUCUGGAGAAGACUAAGCAGCGGCUGCAGGGAGAAGUGGAAGAUCUGAUGAUGGAUGUGGAGAGGUCCAACUCUGCUGCAGCUGCACUCGACAAGAAACAACGGAACUUUGACAAGAUUCUGGCUGAGUGGAAACAGAAACAUGAGGAGGGUCAAACCGAGCUGGAAUUGGCUCUAAAGGAGGUCCGUUCUCUAGGCACUGAGAACUUCAAGAUGAAGAACAGCUUUGAGGAGUGUCUGGAACAACUGGAGACCUUCAAACGGGAAAAUAAAAACCUGCAGCAGGAAAUAAUGGAUCUGACUGAACAAGUUGGAGAAGCAGGGAAAACCAUCCAUGAGCUGGAGAAAUCAAAGAAACAGACUGACCAGGAGAAGUUUGAGGCUCAGACAGCUCUGGAGGAGGCAGAGGCUUCUCUGGAACAUGAAGAAUCCAAGAUCCUGAGGGUCCACCUGGAGCUGAACCAGGUUAAGUCUGAAGUGGACAAGAAGAUUGCGGAGAAGGAUGAAGAGAUCGAGCAGCUGAAGAGAAACAGCCAACGCAUCAUCGACACCAUGCAGAGCAAUCUGGACGCUGAGGUCCACAGCCGGAACGACGCUCUGAGGGUGAAGAAGAAGAUGGAGGGAGACCUGAAUGAGAUGGAGGUCCAGCUGAGCCACGCCAACCGCCAGGCAGCCGAGACCCAGAAGCAGCUGAGGAACAUUCAGGUCCAGCUGAAGGAGGUUCAGAUUCACCUGGACGAUGUGCUGAGAAACAACGAAGACAUGAAGGAGCAGGUGGCCAUGUCUGAGCGCAGGAGUAAUCUGAUGCAGGCGGAGAUGGAGGAGGUCCGAGGCGCUCUGGAGCAGACGGAGAGGAGCCGCAAGCUGGCCGAGCAGGAGCUGCUGGACUCCAACGAGAGAGUCCAACUGCUUCAUUCACAGAACACCAGUCUGCUCAACAGCAGGAAGAAGCUGGAGGCUGAUUUGUCUCAGAUUCAGGGUGAGAUGGACGACAGCAUGCAAGCAGCGAGGAACGCUGAAGAGAAAGCCAAGAAGGCCAUCACAGAUGCUGCGAUGAUGGCUGAGGAGCUGAAGAAGGAGCAAGACACCAGCGCUCACCUGGAGAGGAUGAAGAAGAAUCUGGAGGCCACGGUGAAGGACCUGCAGCAGCGGCUCGACGAGGCUGAGAGUGUGGCCAUGAAGGGCGGCAAGAAGCAACUGCAGAAACUGGAAGCCAGGGUUCGAGAGCUGGAGAAUGAGCUUGAAACAGAACAAAGACAUGGUUCGGACAUAGUGAAGAGUGUCCGCAAACUGGAACGUAAGAUUAAGGAGCUCACAUAUCAGUCGGAUGAGGAUAAGAAGAACAUGACGCGGCUGCAAGAGCUGGUGGACAAACUGCAGCUGAAGGUCAAAGCGUACAAGAGGCAGGCGGAGGAAGCGGAGGAGCAGGCCAACACUCAUCUGGCUAAACUCAGGAAGGUGCAGCAUGAGCUGGAGGAGGCUGAGGAGCGAGCUGACAUCGCCGAGUCUCAGAUCAACAAGAUGAAGGUGAAGAGCCGUGACCUGGGAAAGGUGAGUCGGUCCCAUUCUCCUCCUGUGUCUCAAUCUGGAUUAAUACGAUAA